This is a messenger RNA of Microplitis mediator, 596 nucleotides long. RefSeq lists its product as uncharacterized. The transcript is spliced from 5 exons. NCBI's taxonomy places the organism in Eukaryota, Metazoa, Arthropoda, Insecta, Hymenoptera, Braconidae. The record is from RefSeq and is a predicted model, not a curated record. The coding region runs from base 168 to 485 and encodes 105 amino acids.
GUUAAGUAGAUAAACAACUUCGAAAUAAUUCGUUUCAUACUCCAAGUUUUUAAACGUAAAUUGUGUAAAAUUUAAUUUUAGCAGCUGUAAUAUUUAAUAAAAUCAUUAAAAUUUUUUUGAAAAUUAGUUUGGAAAAUUUUUUAAUCAAAAAGUGACGGAAAAUUAAAAUGAAGAUUGGAUACUUUCUAAUGAUUUUUGUCCUUCUAUUGGCUAUUAAUGUGAUUGCAGGUCAGACUGUUCUAAGAGUCGUUCCUGAAACAGCCCUUGAUCGAUUGGUUAUCAAAGAAACAAAAAAAGGCAUGAAAAGUUCUAAAGAAGAUGAUGAAGAUGGUGAUGAUAAAGGCGAUGAUGAUAAAGAUGACGAUGAUAAAGAUGACGAUGAUAAAGAUGACGAUGAUAAAGAUGAUGAUGAUAAAGCUGAUGAUGAUAAAGAUGAUGAUGAUAGUAAGGAUGACGAUGAUGAAGAUGAUAGUGAGGAUGACUAGUAAUUAGCAAAAACUGAAAUUUACAGCAACAUGAAUUUAAAAAUUUAACUAUUGGCUGUCAAUUACACAUGCAAUAAUAAAAUUAAGAAGGACUGAUAGAUAGUUUAAUAA